Molecule: messenger RNA, 1284 nt
Organism: Guillardia theta CCMP2712
Lineage: Eukaryota; Cryptophyceae; Pyrenomonadales; Geminigeraceae
Exons: 9
Coding region: 1-1284 (427 amino acids)
Source: RefSeq, a predicted model, not a curated record
AUGUCUUUGCGGCUGACCGACACUCAACGUGAAGCCCUACGAGAAGCUGCAGAUUCCUUCAUCCAGGGGCUGGAGGAUGUAGAGGACAGGCUUUGGGACCUCGAGGCAGCUCAAGUCGCGUCUGUGCUCGGACAAGUGCUGGGAAAACUCGGCGAGGUACUCGGCUCCUUCAAGGAGAAGCUGCCGCAAAGUUCGGAGCAGCGUCGCAACUUUGCCAAGCAGUACAUCGAGUCCUGUGUGCAACUCCGCAACGACAGCAGCGCUGAACCGCUGGAGGACGACAUGUUGCAAUCGUCGUUGCUUGCGGAGAUGAGAGGCAUCAGGCAAAGAAUGAGGAACCGGAUGGCAGAGGAGUGGACGGAGGAGACGCAGAGAUCGGCGGAGGAGGACUUUGUGCGGCAGAUGAUGGUGCUAGAGACGAUCAUCGAAGAGUUGAAAGAGACCAUCACCUCGAUCGACGAGGAGGACCUCGUCCAGAUGGCCCAGUUUGGUAUCUCGUUUGCUCGUUAUGUGACCACCACCGCUCGAAAGACUCUAGAGCGGACGGCGGAGAUGGCGCUGGAUCAGAAUGGUGGAAACAUACAAAUCUCUGAUCGCUUUGAGAUGAUCGAAGAGGAGGGCGAUCGGCAGCGAUCUAGUCAGGGUCGGUCAGCGAUGGCGAGUACUGCAGAGACCGAGCAAGCGGAGGACAGAGAUCAGAGCUCUCGCAAGCACAAGAGGAGGAGAAAAUCUAGAGCUCGGAGAUGUGGAAGGAUUCGCUUGAUCUGGCCUCCUGUGCGUGCCCAAGUGGUGCAGAGUUUCGUCCCGAUGUAUCAGCGAGCAUUGGUACCCGAAAGUCACGAUCCCUUGAGCUUUGCAGUGAUGUGGCUUGCCUUGAUGUGCUUUAUACCUCUCCUCUUGCUAGCGGUGCUUUCAGUGCCGCUGCUGGUCAUGGACGAGAUCCUUCAGGCGCUCUACAACAAGCUGAGCGGGCAGCUGUCAAUCAUCGCGGAGGGCGAGGAGGUCAUGUUUGCCCUGUGGAACGUAGGAAACGCUUGGUACAUGCUGGGCAAGAUCACAGUGAAGCAAUCAUAUAGGCUGUUCAAGCGGCAGUGGGACAGGGCAAGAAAAAGUCCCAACGGCACUGCUGAGUUCAUCAAAAGCUGUUUUGAGCUUGUCGCGAGGAAGGCGUCAGAGGCAGCCAUCACCAUCAUCAGAGACCCUCUCGCUCCAGUUCGUCUGACCAGAGGCUUUGCUGAGACGCUAUGGAGCCAAGUGCAGAGCUACCGCUCAUCGUUCCAUUGA